This is a messenger RNA of Salvelinus namaycush (lake trout), 3987 nucleotides long. RefSeq names its product constitutive coactivator of PPAR-gamma-like protein 2. The record is from RefSeq and is a predicted model, not a curated record. The transcript has 11 exons. NCBI's taxonomy places the organism in Eukaryota, Metazoa, Chordata, Actinopteri, Salmoniformes, Salmonidae. Gene Ontology annotation, cellular component: nucleus. The coding region runs from base 1678 to 3987 and encodes 769 amino acids.
UGGUCAAAUUAUACUGUAAAGAUGUAAGGCCACAAAAUGUGUGUGAUGAUGGUAUUCCAUAUCAGUGAGUCACAUGAGGCUGCUGAGGGGACAACGGCUCAUAAUAGCCGUAACGGCGUAAAUGGAAUGGCAUCAAACACCUGCAAAACCAUGUGUUUGAUACCAUUCCACCUAUUCUGCUCCAGUCUUACAAAGAGCCUGUUCUCCCCAAUUAAGGUACCACCAACCUCCUGUGCAGUGGGUGUACUAUAGCAGGGUUGUAUUUGCGGUGCUAGGGGCAGGGAAUGUGUCUAGGCCUCGGGGGUAAAAUGGCUAUGGGGAGGUGUAGGGUUUGAUUUUGGAAUACAGAAAGACUAAUUUUCUCAUGUUCAAAUCCCCAAAUACAUGAUGUACCUGCCGUCACAAAUGUAUCCACAAGGGGGCGACAUAUAACCUAUAGGCACUGGUAAUAGGUUGGCCACUUCCCCUGGUUUCAUCACAGCCCUGGUCAUGGCUAGAAGGGAUACAGCUUUUGUCAAAUUAACGUCAAAAGUAGACAUUUUGGCUAACACAGACUCUUUUCCAAAACUAAACCCAAUUCUCCUAACCUGCUACGAAAAGUCUUCAUCUGACAAAAGCUGUGUCCAUCUAGUCAAAAACCCUCCGCUCCCCUCCCACUUUUGUUGGUCCGCGAGGAAGUCGCAAGAUGGCUGACAUCGCUUGGAAGUAUGCUCCCUUCCUCAACAUGAAGUCGUGAGUUUGGAAGUAAGCGAGGGAGGCACAAUCAGGCGUUUGUUUUUAUUUAAGUUAUUUUAUUUCUCCAAACAGGCCAUUUCAUUCCGCGUCGUGUCUAUCCCAGAGUUGUUUUUGCGAGUUGACCCGCCGUCAGCCACGCCGGGUCCCAUCUAGCUAAAUUAGCUACAGCAGUUAACGUUAGCUUAAAGCUUACUGUAAGUUAGACGACUAACGUUAGCAAAAUAUGAAUUAGCUAUCACAUUACCUAGCACUUGCAAUUUGAACUAGUCUAACAAAUAGUUGAGCUGUCAGGUUAACAAUUUCGCGGUAGUCAUGUUCGCUACCUAGAUAAUUCGCAGGGUUUCUUCGUGGGAAUCAGGAUUAUAACUUUGGAGUUGGAAGCAUCGCCCAAAUCAUAACAUAACUAUAGCUGGCCAGUCAGCUCCCAAUAACAUUUAAGGUGUUCGUUAGCUAGUUAGGAGUAGUUAACGAGCUAAACGUUAGUUGCUUUGCUGGUAGUUUAACGUUACCACUAUACUGCUAGGGAUGGACACACAAUUGUACACACACGACCAAAUGUAGAAGAUUGGCUUGGCACAUUAACGUUACAGCUAGCUAGCUACGUAAGUCAAGUUGCUAACCAACUUGGCUGCUGAAAAAUUUGCUACCUUGCUAGCGAACUAGCUGUUGGAAAGUGAACAUCCUGACCUGGCCAACUGGCUUCCUAGGCUACCUAGCCUUUGCAAGGUUGGUCACUCGUCGUGUCAGAGUUGGGGGGGUGGCAACUAGCUAGCGGCAACAACAGUCGUGUAGUCAGUCAGUUACACUGUCAGAGAGACAAGUUAGAUAGCCACCUGGUUCUAGCUAGCUACGGUCUCGACACUCACAUCCGCUAUCACCACGGCGUUCCGAACGUACCCCGAGCCCUCCCCCGGCCAGACCCACCGGCUCAACAACACCGGGAUGGGCGUGCAGGGCUUCCAGGAGUAUCUGGAGAAACGGUGUCCCGGGGCUGCCAUCCCCGUGGACCUCCUCAAACUAGGCCGUACUGCGGGGCGCCAGCACCCGCACCAUCACCCCGGCCCUCUGCCCCCUCCACCACCGGCCCGGAUACUCAUCGAUGCUGACUCCGGCCUGCAGCGUCUGUACGGCGGCUACCAGACUGACUGGGUGUGCGGCGGGGAGUGGAACGCCAUGCUGGGAUACCUGGCCGCUCUGUCCCAGGCUUGUAUGUAUCAGGGUGGGCUGGAGCUGGUCGUGGUGUUCAACGGAACCCUGGGGAAGGAGCGGUGGCCGGAGUGGGCGCGCAGGGCCCAGGGGCAACGCCAGACGGCCCAGCUCAUCGUUAACCACGUCGGCAGUAAGGCCACCCCGCCUCCCCGCGCCUGGUUCCUGCCCCCUGCCUGCCUCAGUCACUGUGUCCGCCUCGCCAUGUUCCGCUUCAGAGUGCGGGUUGUUCAGACGUUGGAGGACCACCACCAGGAGGUGCUGUCCCUCUACAGGGACUUUGGUUUCUGCGGCCUGAUCGCCCAGGACUCAGAGUUUGCUCUCUGCAACGUGCCCGCCUACUUCUCAUCGCAUGCCCUCAAACUGUCCUGGAACGGCAAGAACCUGACCACCCACCAGUACCUGCUCUCUGAAGCUGCCAGACAGCUGGGUCUGAAGACACAACACCUGCCCUGCUUCGCUGCACUGCUGGGGAACCAUAUUCUCCCUGAUGAGGACCUGGCUGCCUUCCACUGGAGCCUUUUAGGACCACAACACCCCCUGGCCUCACUCAAGGUGCGUGCCCACCAGUUGGUGCUGCCUCCCUGUGAGGUGGUUAUCAAGGCGGUGUCAGAGUAUGUCUCCUCCAUUAAAGACCUGGGGAACCUCGACGCUGUCGCCAGGGACGUCUUCAAACAAUCACAGUCUCGUAUGGAGGAUAAGGUGGAGCGUUUUAAGAAGGCUGUGGAGUAUUUCUCAUCUGCCUCUAAACCCCGCCCACUCUCCAUGGGACCCUCCCCCUACCUUUGGUUUGGUCCGGCUCCUUUUGGCAGUCUUCCUGGCCACAUGGGGGCAAUGCAGCCUGGAACGAACCAGGGGGUAAAAUCACCCUAUCGGAAUGCUCCGUGUGGACCAGGCCACACCUCUCUGUUCCAGAACCUCCCCCCCCUGCCGGACUGCAACGAUUCGCUGUCUGGGACAAUGGGCUACACGGAUUGGUCGGCUCCAUAUGACCAUGGAGGAAGUAGAUUAACGAAUCACCACACGUCCGCUCCCUCUGGCCCCUCCCACUCGCCAUCAUCUUCCUCCGAUGGAGACGAACCAAACGACAACAGCCACCAUCUGACAGACAAGUCCUCCGGGUGGGACGAUCCGUCCGGUCGGGGGGGUGGAGGGGAUGGUUCCCACGGUAACGGGAGCGGGUCCCACGGUAACGGGAGCAGGUCCAACAUUCCAUCGCUGUUGUCAAUGGCGACGCGGAGUCACAUGGACAUAACCACGCCCCCUCUGCCUCAAGUCAGCGCUGAGGUGUUGAGAGUAGCAGAACACAGACACCGCAGAGGACUGAUGUAUCCAGAGAUAUACCACAUACUGGUCGUCCCAGUGACUGGCAGACCACCCCUGUCCACCUGUAUCCCAGGUCGUCCCAGUGACUGGCAGACCACCCCUGUCCACCUGUAUCCCAGGUCGUCCCAGUGUCUGGCAGACCACCCCUGUCCACCUCAUGCUGGCGGGGCUGAGGAGGAGGAGGAGGUGGUGAGUACCGAGUCUGUGGGGAACGGUAAGCAUGCUGGCGGGGCUGAGGAGGAGGAGGUGGUGAGUACCGGGUCUGUGGGGAACGGUAAGCAUGCUGGCGGGGCUGAGGAGGAGGUGGUGGUGGUGAGUACCGAGUCUGUGGGGAACGGUAAGCAUGCUGGCGGGGCUGAGGAGGAGGAGGUGAGUACCGAGUCUGUGGUGAACGGUAAGCAUGCUGGCGGGGCUGAGGAGGUGGUGGUGAGUACCGAGUCUGUGGUGAACGGUAAGCAUGCUGGCGGGGCUGAGGAGGAGGUGGUGGUGGUGAGUACCGGGUCUGUGGGGAACGGUAAGCAUGCUGGCGGGGCUGAGGAGGUGGUGAGUACCGAGUCUGUGGUGAACGGUAAGCAUGCUGGCGGGGCUGAGGAGGUGGUGGUGGUGGUGAGUACCGAGUCUGUGGGGAACGGUAAGCAUGCUGGCGGGGCUGAGGAGGAGGAGGUGGUGGUGAGUACCGGGUCUGUGGUGAACGGUAAGCAUGCUGGCGGGGCGGUGUAA